AUGGACAAGAUCAGAGAGAAACUUGGCAACCUAAAGCUCGAAGCCGAAUCGUGGCAGGAAAAAUAUGAGGAUGUUAAGGAACAAUUGAAGCAAUUGGAACAGGACAACACGGAGAAAGAGAACCAAAUAAAGGCUCUCACGACCAAAAACCAGAACUUGGAUUCCGAAGUGGAAAAAUUGGAGUCUGAGUUGUCGGAGCACAAACAACUGUCCGAAGACUCCCACAAUCUGCGUUCUCACAACGAGAACUUCACCAAGAAAAACCAGCAAUUGGAAGAAGAACUCGAGGAAAGCGAUUCGAAGCUCAAGGAGACCACCGACAAGCUCCGCGAGACGGACCUAAGAGCUGAGGGCCUUGAACGCAAGGCUGUGUCGCUCGAACAGGAGCGUGACGACUGGGAAAAGAAGUAUGAAGAGCUCCAGGUCAAAUACGACGAGGCCAAGAAGGAACUCGACGAAAUCGCAGCGUCGCUAGAAAAUUUAUGA
Molecule: messenger RNA, 486 nt
Organism: Lachancea sp. 'fantastica'
Lineage: Eukaryota; Fungi; Ascomycota; Saccharomycetes; Saccharomycetales; Saccharomycetaceae
Source: the annotation of a GenBank genome assembly